AUGCAGACAAGGGAGAACUGCGAAGAAGAAAAAGCAAUGCAACUCAGCAGGCAGCACAAUGAGACACCCAUCCUCCUCUUCAUCUUCUUAUUACUUGCAGUCCUGUCCUUCGCUCCCACUCAUGCCAACGAUAUAGAAGAAAAAGACCCAUCCAAGACCGAUCCACCGGGUGUGACGUCGCCGCCUGCGCCUUGCGGUGGUGCUGCUGCUGGUGGUGGUGGUGCCCAGAGUGGCAACACUGGCUCCGGCCAUGUUUCCGGUCCGGGCGGCAGCGGGGACUACAGUUGGGGAUGGGGCUCACGCCCUGGAAGCAGUUGGGGGUUCGGUUCGGGCUCCGGCCAGACUCCGAGCGGCGAUGGGAAGGGCUUCGGAUUCGGCUUCGGGUACGGGACUGGAUCAGGACCAUCGGCUGGUUAUGGGUUUGGCACCGGUGGAGGCGGUGAUCAUGGAGACGGCGGAGGAGCUUACGGGUUUGGUGGGGGACAUAGCGGCCCAGGCGGCAGCGGCGGCGACGGUGGUGGUGGAGCCACCGGAGGAUAUGGGUUUGGAGGCAGAUAUGGCAGUCCCGGGGGUGGCGGCUUCGGCGGCGGUUGGAGCCCCCGGAAUGGAUGGUUCCCGUGGCAUGGUGGCGAUGACUGA
Messenger RNA from Phoenix dactylifera (date palm), 639 nucleotides. NCBI's taxonomy places the organism in Eukaryota, Viridiplantae, Streptophyta, Magnoliopsida, Arecales, Arecaceae. The record is from RefSeq and is a predicted model, not a curated record.